This is a messenger RNA of Bombina bombina (fire-bellied toad), 5955 nucleotides long. RefSeq names its product Ro60, Y RNA binding protein (gene RO60). Gene Ontology annotation, molecular function: RNA binding. The transcript is spliced from 9 exons. The record is from RefSeq and is a predicted model, not a curated record. Gene Ontology annotation, cellular component: ribonucleoprotein complex. Bases 170 to 1786 code for a protein of 538 amino acids. Lineage: Eukaryota; Metazoa; Chordata; Amphibia; Anura; Bombinatoridae.
GUUUACUUAUGCUCUAACUCUAACACGGAAGUGCCCUUCUCUCCCACGCCUCUUCUAUCAGCUGCCAGCUGUCCUUUUACCCAUCACUUUAUGCCUCCAUUGAAGUUACGGAUUACAUCGGUGGAGUUUGGAAGCACCUGUCAACUUAUCUGCGCUAAAGAAUUUAAAUAUGGAGACAACAGUGGAUCAAAGUCAACCUCUGAAUGAAAAGCAGGUGCCCAACUCUUGUGAUCACUAUGUAUGGGAAGUGUCGGACAUGAACAGGUUGAGACGGUUUCUUUGUUUUGGUUCGGAAGGUGGGACUUACUACAUAGAGGAAAAGAAACUCGGUUUUGAGAACGCAGAGGCCCUUCUUCGACUUAUCCAAGAUGGCAAAGGCACUGAGGUAGUCCAGGAGAUCAAAGCCUUCAGCCAAGAAGGAAGAGCAGCUAAACAGGAGCCAACCCUAUUUGCUUUGGCUGUAUGCUCCCAGAGUUCUGAUACAAAGACCAAGCAGGCUGCAUUUAAGGCAGUACCAGAUGUGUGUCGUAUCCCCACACACCUCUUUACUUUUAUACAAUUCAAGAAGGACCUAAAAGAAGGUAUGAAGUGUGGCAUGUGGGGGCGUGCACUAAGAAAAGCCGUCUCUGAUUGGUACAACACUAAAGAUGGUUUGGCAGUGGCGAUGGCUGUCACUAAGUAUAAACAGCGGAAUGGUUGGGCCCACAAGGAUCUGCUUCGCUUGUCUCACAUUAAACCAGCCAAUGAAGGUGUAACUAUGGUGACCAAAUAUAUCUCCAAGGGCUGGAAAGAGGUCCAGGAAGCCUACAAAGAAAAGGAACUGUCCCCAGAGACGGAAAAAGUUUUUAAGUAUCUAGAGGCUACUGAGAAAGUAAAAAGAACCAAGGAUGAGUUAGAGAUCAUUUACCUGAUAGAGGAGUAUCGCUUAGUCAGAGAGCACCUCCUCACUACCCAUUUAAAGUCUAAAGAGAUCUGGAAGGCAUUGCUACAGGAAAUGCCUCUAACCGCUAUGUUAAGGAACCUGGGGAAAAUGACAGCUGAUUCUGUCUUAGCACCAGCUAGCCCAGAAGUAGCCAGUGUAUGUGAGCGACUGAAUAAUGACAAGCUGCUGAAGAAGGCCAGGAUUCACCCGUUCCAUAUCUUGAUCGCAUUGGAAACAUAUAAAAGAGGACAAGGCAAUAAAGGCAAACUGAAAUGGGUCCCGGACAACGCUAUCAUGGAAGCCCUUGACAAGGCAUUUUACAAAACAUUCAAGAUGGUGGAACCAACAGGAAAACGAUUUCUGCUUGCUGUUGAUGUUAGCGCAUCCAUGAAUCAGCGAGUUUUGGGCAGCAUUUUAAAUGCAAGCACUGUAGCUGCAGCAAUGUGUAUGCUUGUCACUCGCACAGAGAAGGAUUCGCAUAUAGUUGCUUUCUCCGAUGAAAUGGUCCCAUGUCCUGUCACUGUGGACAUGCCGCUACCUGAAGUACUAGAAAAAAUGAGUAAUAUCCCAAUGGGUAGCACCGACUGCGCACUCCCAAUGAUUUGGGCACAGGAAACCAAGACUGCUGUGGAUGUGUUUAUUGUAUUUACUGACUGUGAGACCAAUAUUGAGAAUAUACAUCCAGCAACAGCCCUGAAAGAAUACAGAAAGACUAUGGGCAUCCCAUCAAAAUUAAUAGUCUGUGCAAUGACUUCCAAUGGCUUUUCCAUAGCAGACCCGGAUGACAGAGGAAUGUUUGAUAUGUGUGGCUUUGACACUGCAGCUUUGGAUGUGAUCCGAAACUUCACCCUUGAUUUAAUUUAAGCUACCUAAGUAGUGCCUAGCAUAGGAGAGACGCCUGCCGCCUUGCUCCGUGGUGUUCCCAGCAACUGUACAUCUGGAAAUUUCCCAAACCUUCACAGGAAAACACUAGCUAAACUACCUACAGUAGGACACACACUAGUUUUUCUGCAGUUGUGGUGUUUGAAAGCUUUUAUUCUGCAGAAAAAAAUAUGUUGGCAAUUCCUCUAGCACAAGAAGCAGCUAUGUUGUAUAUGAUUAGUUGCGGUUAAUCUAUAUGACCAGAAUCGUAGGCCAUCUACUUAGCUUGUCACUUACCACUUACUUGUGUGCAAUUAAUUUGUGUUGAUGAUUAAUGGUGUCAAUAUGGAAGGUCUGUAACACUCGUACUUAAAGGGAAGUUUAUAUAUACAUACAUACACUGGUUUUCUGUAACAAGUCUGAGAUCGAUAUAAAUAGGCCUCUGCAAUCACUGUGUAGAAUGUUGCAGGGUCCAUUCUAAAGUCAAGAGGCACUCCAGCCUCUCUGUCAAUAGUGGGCAAUUAAACAGGAUAAUUUAAAAGGAAAAAAUAGACAAAAUAAUAUUGCAAUUUUUUACUAUUCAUUUUAUGGUGAAUUAAAAUGUUGAUUUAAUGUCCUUUUAAGAUUUUUAGUGGGUAAUUAAUGAUCUACAAAAUGUACAGAAUAGUUAUAAAACAAUAUCCAGUUAAGGAUUUAUUUUAUGCAGAGAGCUGUAGUUUUUAAAAUAAAUGAAAUCUUUAGUUCACAUGCAUUCCAUAUUCAUUAACACUAUCAUAGCUUCAUUUCCUGUUUUCCUAGUUGACUUGAUUCUUUAUACUUUUGUGCCAGUUAAUAUAUUGUCCACAAAUUGUUCACUCCAAAAAUGACUACUUUAAUGUCUGUUAACGCAAGUUUAGAUGUCUAAAAAAAAAGCACUAAAUACCUAUUCAUUUAUUUUUCUACAAAUGUAAGUUCAUCUGUCUCCAUUGAUUAUAGUGUUUAGGAAAUCAAGUUCUCACCAGGCUUCAUUAUUGAUAGAAUGUAAACUAGAAAGACUGGCUGAACUAUGAAGAUUAUUUUAUUGGCCAUAACUGAGUGGUAUUUUCUAAUAUAAAAUAGAGAGAAUUAAUUAACUUGGUAAUUGUUCUUUACCACUAAUAUAUUUUUAUGCUUGUAAAAUCAACAUAUAUAUAUAUAUAGUAACUUAGCUGUUCAUGAUCUUGCAGCUGAAAAUAAUAUAUUUACAAUUUUAUUUGUUUUUGUUUUUCAGUAAGGGUUCUAUGGAUCAGGCCUCUAAGCAAUUGUAUUGAAUUUACUAUUUGCACAAAGGAAAUAUCUUACUUUGUCUCUAAACUAUAAAACGCAUAUGUUACCACCUAUCAGACUGAUAUUUAAUCAUCUUUACUAUGGGGAAAUUUUAUUAAGCUGCAAUCACCACUUAUGAUGCAGCAUCGCAUGGCUAAAUUUAAGAUUGCACAAGAGCUCUCUUGUUAUAUUAUGCCCCCCCCCCCCAAUCUCUCGCAAACAAUCCUGCGAGAACUGGACCUGUCAAUCACCCGAAUAACCGCGUUUUGGGAGAUAUAUCUCCGCCAAAUCUUAAAUUUGUGGUUGUAGACCCCAGUCUCUCAUAAGCUACAAAUGCAGCAUGAAAAAUUUCUCCCUAUUGGCCCAAUGAUCAAAAACUCGCCUGCGUAAAGAUAAAUCAUUUAAACUCUUCAUUUUUGGAGCAUUAUAUUAUGAUUUAUGUGUCUCUCCUUCAAAUCCAGAUUUCAGCAUUUCGCGAUAAACAGCUCUAAAGCUAAAAUUUGCAUUUCUACAUUUUUUGAGGCACCUGACAUUACUGACAAAACUUCCUUAGAUAAUCUCGCCAGUGUGGAGAGCUUUAGAUUAUCGGGCCUAUGAGUGUUAAGCUGUAUAAUAUUAAUAACAUAGAUUAAUAAGCGCUCAUAAGAGACACGAUUUUAUAGAAAUUCUUUGAGCAUCGAUUCACCUACCUUUUCCAAUGUUUCUUUAGUGGGUUUUUCUUAUUACUUAUACAUCAUGUAUUAAGUACUGCACACAACUUUUGAUGUUAAUGGAAGGAAGUUUGGCGGGGCACAUUGGUAAAACUUUACAAAAUGUUAUUGGAAGCACAUAUUACAUUUAAUUAUAAACAUGUCUCUUGCAAGAGGAAACAUAUGGUGGACUGACGCGUUUCGGCUUAUGCCUUUAACAGAGACCUGAUACACGAUAUCUCACACUUCAAACGAGAACUGCUAACGGUGUGGAAAGGCACUAAUUACAACCGCUAUUUCAAAGCUGACAAGGCUGUUCUGUUUUAAUCGUCUUUUCUUUCUGUUUAACCAUUUUCAUGUUUUCUUUUUUUUUUCCAUGUGUUAGAGUUUACUUUUUCAGUUUUCAUUUGUUUGUUCUUUAACAGUUUGAAGGCAAUUUUGUGAUGGCAGCAUCGUUGGUUCCAUGUGCCAAGGGAAGAACGGUUACAAGAUGGAUGCUGUUCCAGUGAUUUAUAUAGAGAGUGACUCACAACUUGACAAUGUGAUUAAAGGAGGGCACAAAUAUUUAUGAAUUCUGCAAUUAUCGAGAUAUUAUUUUGCCAAUAGGUUGUAUUGAGUCUAGGCCAUUGCUAUAUACCAAUCAAAAUUUCUCAGUUAAUGCCCGGGACCAGAUUCUCAUUGACCCAGGACAGGCUGUGUUUUGAGUGGAGUAGGGACCAUGGGUACUAGUAGAUGGUGGAGACGGUUCUGGAGCAUUGUUGGGCUUUCUCUGGUUUUACUUUGUGAAAUCAAGACAUUUAUAGGUGAGGGAACCGGUAGGAUGGGCAGGGGAACUUAGCACCCACACCAGUACUGUCCCACAAAAUGCAGGUCGGUUAGGAAAUCAUUUCAUUUCUGUAAACAUUCCCAUUUGCUAUUAGGAACAAGUGAAUACUCAGUGGAUUUUUAUUCAAGGACCAGAACAGAUUUGUUAUUUUUCUUCUACAGGUUAAAAAAAAAAAAAGAUGUUAACUGUUUAAAAAAAUAAAAUAAAAGUGUCUUAUUAGUGUUUUACAUAACACCUGUAGAAAUAUUCACAUUAUCAAAUUGGUGUUGUUAGAACAUUGGGGCUCUUACAGCACCCUUAAUAAUAAAAGACCAUGGCCCCUGAAUUUAGUAGCCACCAUUUUUUAACAUGUCCAGUGCUUUGAUAAGGUGGGUACAGCAGCCCAGUUAGGCAUUAUUUCCCUUUAAGCUAUGUGGCAAGAAACUGCAGCAACCUGGAGCCGCAGAGAAACCGGUAGGGAUCUAGGCAGAUGCUAAAUGGAAAGCAGAAAGUUAAGUUAUUAUGUUCUGCUACAUAAAGAGGCAGUAAAGGGAAAAGGGAAUUAAAGGGACGUGAAACCCCAUUUGUUUCUUGCUUGAUUCAGAAAGAGCGCGUGCUUGUAAAUAACUUUCCUAUUUCCUUUUAUCUAAUUUGUUUUGUUAUCUUGGUAUCCUUUGUUAAAAAGGAUACCUAGGUAAGCUCAGGAGCUGCUGAUUGGUGGCUGCACAUAUAUGCCUCGUGUUAUUGGCUUGUCCAGUGCAGCUACCAGUAAUUCAUUGCUGCUUUUUCAACAAAGGAUAUCAAGUGAGUGAAGCAAAUUAGAUAACAAGUAAAUUGAGAAAGAUGGGAAAGGCUUACACAUAGGGGUCCAUUUAUCAAGCUCCGAAUGGAAUCGCCAGAAAUCAACCCGAUCGGGUUGAUUGACACCUCCCUGCUGGAGGCGGCGUUGCACCAGCAGCUUUUGUGAGCUGCGGGUGCAAUGCUGAAUACGGAGAGCGUAUUGCUCUCCGCAUUCAGCGAGGUCUUGCGGAUCCGCACUGUCGGAUCUGGUCUGCAAGACCUAUGAUAAAUAGGCCCCAUAAUUGGGACUACUUGCCUUAGGGCCAGAUCACAUCCUAGUUGGGAAAGUAGUAAUAAAAAUAAAUGCAAGUCCAUUAGGUUAUAUGUUGUUAUUUUUCUAUUGGAAUGAAAUCUAGCCCUUUUUUUUUAGCAUCUUCAAUUUAUAAGAUUUAAUGCUUUGUAUCACAAACUAUUUACAUAUGCACUCACUUAUUCCUGAUCUGAGCACGAAUUACAGUAUCAAUUGUUACAUCUCAUUUAAACUGUAAAACCCCUGCUCAGUUUUAUUCUUUAAAGGAACAUACAAAGAAUAAUAAAACACUCUACUAAAAACA